AUGACCCUUCGUAUUGGCUACGUGCGUGAACACUUCGCCAGCCCGCUGCUCCAAUUCGCGGAAGCGGACGGCGAGAAGACAUUUACCCUAGUCGAGUGUCCCAGUGGAACGGGCCAACUGAUCUCCCGGCUGACCAACAAUGAAAUUGACGUCGCCAUAGCCCUCACGGACCCGCUCAUUUCGGGUAUUGCGAAUGGAUCGAAAGCCUAUAAACUCGUGGGCAGCUUUGUCUCCACCCCUUUAAAUUGGGCAGUCAUCACUGGGAAGGAAUCGAAAUAUAACUCGAUAUCUGACCUUCAAGACAGCACCUUGGGUAUAUCAAGAUACGGAAGCGGAAGCUUCACGAUGGCUUACGUUAUGGCACUGCAGCAAGGGUGGCCGUUGGAUAACCUACAAUUUCAAGUGAACAACGACAUUCGCGGCCUUCUCGAUUCAGUGAAUGAUGGUUCGACCAGCGCAUUCAUGUGGGAAUGGUUCACGACCAAACCAUUCGUCGAUGCAGGGGAGGCCCGCUUCAUUGGCUCUGUUCCGACUCCCUGGCCUUCGUGGUUGAUCGCAGCCCAUCCGGAACGGGCACGACCUGAAGCCGUUCGUGCGUUCUUGGAUGGAUUGACCAGUUAUGUGAACAACUUCGAUUUGGAGGAGAGCCGCGUUGCAAAGAACGUUGCUUUCAUCGAGGACAAGUUUGGAUAUCCAGAGGAAGACAUCCAGGCCUGGCUGAAGACAGUCAGGUACCCACCCAGCUGCUCCGAGAUCCCAACGGAGGUGAUAACCAACACGUUGAGCGUCCUCGAGAAGGCAGGGGUCGUAAAAAAGCCGGAAGGAGGUUUUAGCGUUGAUAUCUUCGUCAACAAUGACAUCGUCAACCUGACCUAG
Messenger RNA from Cyclocybe aegerita, 876 nucleotides. The record is from the annotation of a GenBank genome assembly. Lineage: Eukaryota; Fungi; Basidiomycota; Agaricomycetes; Agaricales; Hemipholiotaceae.